UCACACAUAUAAAAACGAACUGGCGCCCGUUUGGAGAAAGAGUUCUUUGUUGGCUGCUGCGGAUGAUGGUUCUGUGCGGACUAACUUAUAGAGAGAUAUUUAAAAAAAAUUGUGAAAAGUGAAUAAGAGGUUCAUUAACUAAAUGUACACCGAGAAAAAUGUUCAUCACAUCUCAAGAAUUCACUCACAAAAUACAAUCAUUUGGAUAAAAACCAAGCAAACAGGACUGUAAAGAUGGGGGAUUCAGCUGACCUGUCCACAAAAUGUGGCAGGUCAUGUUUCGUGCAACUCCAGAGACUUACUGAAGAAGAAAUUGCAAAGUAUACAACUGCAGGUGGUGUUGAUACCACUGAAGGUAAUCUAAACAGUCUGCAGUGCAGUAUUCCGACAAAACACAAUUUGCGUGAUGUUUCGCGUGUUAAAAGUGAAAUGUUUGAUAGCUAUAAAAAGUCUAGAGAGAAAUUUCUCAACAGGAGAUCACGUCAAUCUUCAACAGAAAUGACAGAUUUCAGUGCCUUUUCUGGUGACGAAUUUAGCGAACCUUCUGAAGAAGAAUAUAGAAGUUCACGAGUUCAUAAGAGAAAGAGGUUAGCUUAUGAAGAUGAUCUGGAAUGGAGUCCAAACACAGAUGGCAAGUACAAUUUAACUGAAAAACGUCCUAUAACAAGACCUCGGAAAAUAGGCUUGAGAGUAAAUACAAGAAGAAAGAGGAUUGAAAGCAACUCGAGCAGUUCAAGUGAUGAUGACUCUUUCUAUUAUCAACAAGGUGAAUAUCAGACUAAAUCAAGUACUGAAAAGACAUUAACUUCUAAUGGGGAUAUCCUUCUGAAUAAGACUAUUAUCACUCCAAUUUCAUCCUUGAAAAAAAAAGCAUCAGAUUCAUCUAAUAGUAAAAAAAGUGCUUCUAAAAUCUCCAGAGAUUCUUCUCCUUUAAUAGAUACUGAUUUACUUUCAAAAAUAAUGCAUGAAAUGUCCGAUUACAACAUGAAAAAUAGCAAGCCAGGCAAUAAAUCUAAUGAAAAUGAAGGAAUUGAAAAAUCCAAUAUUGAUAAUUCUAACACAGAAAUUAGCCAUUACCCUCCAGUGAAAAAGAGGCAGUCUCAUUUGUUUAAAAUUACUGAUGAGGAUGUAACUCCUCGUCUCACUUCUGUGCAGCAAAUUGUAAGGAAAAUGGUUAAUCAUGUUUGCUCGAGUGAAAGGCGGCGAUUACUUGCUGUCUCGGGUGGGAGUAGGAAAAAAAUAUGUAAAUGGUGUGAUGUACCGAUUUCACCGAUUAUUAUUAGUAAUAAUAAUGUUGACAGUGAUCUGUGUACAAAAUGUAGAAGUGUGAGCAAAGAUAGUAAAAUAUCAAAUAAAAAUCCCAAUAAAACGAAAAUUCUUGGUGGUGAAAUCAAUCCAAAAACGAAGAGUGGCAAUAAAAUAAAAAAUAAAUUGUUAAAAAAAUUGCCUAAGUAUGAUCAACAACGAUUGGCAUACAGUGGCCAAGCAGAUAAAUCAUCAGUUAGUAAAGGUUACAAUCAUUGUAAGAGCUUUGUCACUCCUAAAGACUUAGAUUCAUCUACAGUAGCUGAGAAAACUGCAGUUAUUAAAAGUUCUGAAAAGGUAAAAUUGAAAAAGAAAAAAGAUUCUUUUAAAAAGAACACAAAAGAUUCUGUGAAUCCACCCCUUAAGUCCAAAUUAAAUAAAAAGAAGAAGAAACUUCUCACAACAUCAGAAAAAAACCCUGAUGAAUCAAGAUUAAAACUAAAAAACUUAGUCUCUUCAGCAAUAAACAAAGCUGUUGGUGAAAAAAAGCAAAAGCAAGUAUCUGUAACAAAUGUUGAAAAGGGUUUAUUUUUAAUGACUUUCCCUGAACCACAUCAGGAGCUUGAGAUUCCUCCCAACGAGAUUAAUGCUCCUUCUGUUAGUGAUAAAAAUAUUGAAAAAAAUGCUUCUGGUGUAACCUCUCAGAAUCAGGCAGAUUUACUACAGAAUAAACUGAAGCAGCCUGUGACUAAUAAUGUGCAGUAUGGCAAUUACCUCUUGCCUCCAGUUCCUACAGUAGUUGUUGCUAAUUAUGCUGCUACUGAUGCCAAAAGCGGUGAUUAUUAUUUAUCUAGUGUGUACUACCAAAAUGAAAUGACACGAUCUAAAAAUGCUCCCCUGAAAAGUGAAAGUAUCAUGACUGUCACAACUGCAGGAAGUCUUCCAAGUAUGCCAUCACUUGAUCAAUUGUCUACUGUUUCUCCAUCUCCUACAUUUCGUUUCCCAGGAGCAAGCCAUCUUCAUUCUUUACCGGUUACAGAUUUUAGCUUACCUCCUAAUAUAAACACCUCUAAUAUUUUCCCACCAGCAUGCCAUCUUAAUUCUUUACCUAAAACAGAUUUCAGCUUAGCUCCUAGUAUAAACACUUCAAGCUGUGUUUUGCUUCAGCCACAUGUUAUUUCAACUACAACUAUUCCUAUUUAUUCAUCUCAAGAUAAUGUGAAUGAUUUUAGAAUUACUUCUGAAGUUCCAUCUACUUCAUAUCAAACUUCAAUAGAAUCAGAAAUUUCAUCGAUACUUAACAACCCUGAGAUACAAAUUCAGAAUUUGCAACCUAAAGAUUCUGAUAGUGAUUUUAAUUUAUUUGACAACCAAGAACUAGACUUGGCUGAUCCAUAUGAAGACAAUUCUAACUUGACUACUGAAAAUUGCACUGAGGAUCUCGGUGCAAUAAUAAAUGAUUCUGUUAAUGAAAAUCUUAAUACUGCAAGCUUUGAUGAUAAUUCGCUUAAUUCUGAAAUGCCAGCUAAGCAGACUGAUAGUAAUGAGAGCAUCGAAACAGAUAACAAAGUGCCUGAACAGAAUACAGAUUUUAGUCAAAGUUCAGCUGUUGAUGGAAAUAGUUCAGAAGGAAGCUUCUUUUAUCAGUCGGAAUCUGAAAAUCUUUCUUCAGAGGCCUCGUUAGAAGACUGCUUUGCUGAGUUGGAUGCCUUAUGUAUUUUAGGUCUUAUAGAUAUAGAGAAAAAUCCAAAAUGGACUUUAAAACGAAAAAUUGAUUUUAAUAAAAGUAAAUUGGAAAAGGUCAAAAGUGUAGAAACACAAGACAGUGCUACGCAAGCAAAAUUGAGAUAUCUAGAAUCACAUGGACGUACUUUGCAGAUUGCUAAUUUACUUUUAAACAAGUUUGGAACAUUUACCAAACUUUCAGACACCAUACUAAGAAAACAAAAGCUUCUUCAAAUAAAGAAAGAAAAAGGUUUAGAGCUUGAGGAAGCAAGGUCUUCUUGUCAAUUUGCAAACAGUGCACCACCUCCCCCAAUACUUCAAAACGAAUCAAUUCCGACAACAGAGAAGAUGCCUUCGGCUAUGGAAUUGAAAAUAGAAAAUGCCCAGUCAUGUGAUUUUGCAUCUCGAUUAGCAGAGCCAAUUAACCAUAUUGAGAAGAUACAGACUCAGAUUCAGUCUAUACAAGGAAAUUCCUCAGUGACAAUUGACCCUGGUCAGUUAGGGCUUGUACAUCAUUUUCCAGCCCCUGAUAUGCCUGUUGCUUCCAAUGCUACACUUUCUAUUGCACCAAGAACUGAAAUUAUGAGUGAAUUCCGAGAAACUCCAUCACGUGGCAGUGGACCUAGAACACCUGCCCGACCAGAAAGUGCUAUGUCUCAAAAUGAUGAUGGUGUCAUGACACCUCAACAGAUAAAAAAAGAACAAUUUGAAACCAAUAGUUCUCCAUUAUCCCAGUGUGCCUUUUCUCAAAAUGCUACUCCUUCACCUCAGAUACCUACAUCAACACCAAAUACAUCACAGAUUGCUCCGGUUAGUAGUCUGGCUUUAGUUUCUGUAAGUAACCAGUUAGUAAAUGCACUUGGGAAUCAACGGCAUCGUGCUAUAGCACCUGCUCUAUCUAUAAAUAACAACUCCCAGAUUCAGAAGAUGGUGCAGCAGCAUACUGUAACAUCUGCUGUAUCUAUUAGCAGUAAUAACUUGCAGAUUCAGAAGGUGAUGCAGAUGCACCAAGGACAAGUUGGACCACCUAAUGUUACUGUUCCAUUUCCUACUGGAAAUCAAAAUUUUGCUAAAGUUGUGGUGAAUAAACCUCCAGCACCCUCCAGUAUUAUGCCUAACCUAAAUACUAAUCCUUCUACUGCAAAUGUCAUUGUAAGAGGUAAUUAUAUGAAUGUCCAACCAGUUAAUGUACCAGGAACAACUGGUGGACAGCUAUUUCAGAGGUUUGUCCAGUCUUCAGUUCCAGCCAUAAACAGUAACAUGAACUCAUAUACUUAUAAACAAACUAUGAAUUCUGGUGGUACAAUGCUAGUGAACAGUAUUGGACAGAAUUAUGCCUUAGCCAAUUCUCAAGUCUUGAAUCAACAACAGGUGUCUCGUGUUUAUAACACUGGCAAUGUUCAGCAGCCUGUACAGGUUUCAAAUUCAGUCAAUCAAGCAUCUCCAAAUGCAACAUAUCUUAUGCCAAAUAGUAAGGUUCUCUUCUUUGAAAUACAGAGGUCCUGAUGAAUGCAUCAUCUGAUUGAGAUAAGACGAACCUGUCAUCAAAGAAACAUAUUAUGUCUUAAAACCUUCCUUCUGGCUGCUGGAACAGUUUAAAUGUCUUCAACUGUGAUACUACAAAUACUUUUUUUUCUUUACUAAGCAGUGCAUGUGAUUCUUUGUCUAAUUGCCCUUCCAUUCUGCUUCUUCCCGAUUGCAGUGCAGUUCAAAUAAUAUUGAUUGAAAACUAAUCAGUGUGUAUUGAAUACUGCUAUUUUUUGGAGUGUGCCAAAGUAAGAAUGUUGUGUAUGUUAAUUUGAGAAUUCUUGAGAAAGGGAAAUGUGAAUUCUCUAUUUUAAUGAAUGUCAAAGGAAGGCCAAUUUUGACUCUUUGCCCCCCCCCCAAAAAAAUCUUGAAAAAUAUUGUAAGUAUCUUUAUUUGCUGUAUUUAUUUGUACAUCUGUGAAAUAUAAUUUUUUUUCUUUUUUGAGAUGCAUCUUCUGUUAUCAUAUCAUACCAUUCACAAUUUUCUGUUAAUGAGUAGCAUUCAAUGUAUAUAUAAGUGUCAAAUAACAAAAAUAUUUAAAAUAUCUAAUCUGUGCCUUUGAGGCAAAUAUAAUAUUUAUAUUAAUUUAUGGAACUAUAUAAAAUUGUUAAAAUGUCCAAUUUUAUUAGUUGAAAUAAUACUGAUUAGGAUAUUCUCAAAAAUCAUUAUUAGCAUAAAAUAUUUUAAGAGACAUUGCUAAAAUAUUUUAUUUCGUAACAUUUUAUGAGACAUUGCAGAUGCGAGAUUCACAUUUGCUGUAUAAUGCGAUUCACAUUGAAGAUAUGAGAUAACAUUCAUGUAUAUAUUCAAAACAUUUUAUAUUGCUUGUCAAGCAUGUUAUUUACAUCUGAGAUAAAGCACUUAAAAUUGCUAUCUAUUAAAUUUUUUUAUUGGUAAAUUGUUUUAGUUUAUACUAUGUUAGUGAUACCUCUUUAAUUUUUGUGGAAGUGUAUUUCUUUUA
Messenger RNA from Argiope bruennichi, 5458 nucleotides. RefSeq lists its product as uncharacterized. NCBI's taxonomy places the organism in Eukaryota, Metazoa, Arthropoda, Arachnida, Araneae, Araneidae. Bases 235 to 4476 code for a protein of 1413 amino acids. The transcript has 4 exons. The record is from RefSeq and is a predicted model, not a curated record.